CGCCGGUUCAGCUUCACCAGCAAAAAGACAACUCGAUCAGCAAUCGACCCACCCAAGGACCUCGCUUCCUCCAAUCUACACUGUAGGCCAUAAAAAAUUUUCGGGUGUACUUUAGAUCGCGCACUUUUUUCUAGAUAGGAAACGCAAGAUGACCGAAGACAAGAAAACGCAAGAAUCGGUGGGCGCCGCUCGCGCAAAUGUCCAUGAGACUCUGCAUUGCAUCGGCUAUGUCAUGUGUAUGACUAUGUACCCUGUGGACUGGAGGAGCAGGCUCGACAUGAUGCACGUUUGCGACGGCGCCCAGUCAAGCGGGGAAGGCGCGGCCCCACACGGACAUGAUCAUGAGCACGCGCAGCAUCGGCGAAGCCAGGAUGUUCCCCCACAUUUUUGGAUACUGAACAUCCAUUUACAGACUCCAAAGGGCUCGCUUCAACGCCGCCCCGACCCGGCCCCGCUUUACAUAGUCUCGGAUCUCUGCGCUUGAAUGACCUGUUUCUAAAUGACUUCAGGGGGAGAGUCAGGGGGAGGGGAAGGGAAUCAUGUCGCGAAUUGCAGCCAAGCUGAAGCGGCUUAAGACUCGUCGCUCUCGUCUGAAACGAGUACCUUAAAUAUGCAUCGAUGGCCCGGACGACGAGUCUCUUGAUAGCUUUGCGUUCAUUAGGCGGCUGUUUCGGGUCUGAUUGCUUGCGUUUUUGUUUUGUUUUCUCUCUUGGUUGGAAAGUGUUUGUUGAUAAUGACCUCGCGUUCAGGAGCAUUGCUACUUUAGCCUCCUAAUCCAUCCAAAUAAAAAAAACGCUUGACUUCAUAAACGGAGUUGAAUAUAAAAGUGGUGACCAGCUGUUUCCCAAAGUUCAGGGAUUAAGGUCAUGAUGAGAAUGUUUGGAGAGGUUGCUGCGGGGCCAGUCAAGACAGUCAGAUGGAUGUACCCUGGGACGGGAGUGUAGCAAGUGCUUCGCAGAGGUCCAAUGGCCUGGACCGUCCUCCGGAGUGGUUAUGUCCGCAAACCGAUUUUAAUGGGAGGAAAGUGUGGCCAAGAGGAGUUCAUUCAAGUCACCUUCAAGGGUGUCUGUUUGCGGGGAGCAGACCCCAUGUAUUGGUGCAGCAAUGUUGAGGAGUAGCUUUCUGUAUAGCUAAUUGAAAGCUGACAAAGAGGGGCAUGCAGCGAGUGACCAUUCGCUGUUGGUUGACAAAAGCCUCUCUGGAUGGACAUUUCCAUCAUUGGUGUGCCAGCUGGAUCUGCGAUUUUUCAGCUCUGUACAAAAAAGCCGGCAAUUAUGAACAGUCACAACCAACAUCUUUGGAGUGUUUGAUCGUACCUUUUGAUGUUUGCUUUUCUCAGCAUGCAAACAUCUUGAUCAGGUGUGGAUGAGUGGUUCAUGAUGUCAUGAUCAUUUGAGCUCAUAUUGACACC
Messenger RNA from Puccinia graminis f. sp. tritici CRL 75-36-700-3, 1411 nucleotides. RefSeq lists its product as uncharacterized. The transcript has 2 exons. The record is from RefSeq and is a predicted model, not a curated record. Lineage: Eukaryota; Fungi; Basidiomycota; Pucciniomycetes; Pucciniales; Pucciniaceae. The coding region runs from base 149 to 484 and encodes 111 amino acids.